AAAUGUUUCGGGUAGCCUUCCACAACCUUAAAACAAUAAGUUGGGUGAAUUCCUUUUGACAGAGCUGGUGUAACUGAGUCAGGUUUGCAGGCCUCCUUGCUCGCACACGCUUUUUCAAUUCUGCCCACAAAUUUUCUAUAGGAUUGAUGUCAGGGCUUUGUGAUGGCCACUCCAAUACCUUGACUCCUUAAGUCAUUUUGCCACAACUUUGGAAGUAUGCUUGGGGUCAUUGUCCAUUUGCGACCAAGCUUUUACUUCCUGACUGAUGUCUUGAUGUUGCUUCAAUAUAUCCACCAAAUUUUCCUACAUCAUGAUGCCAUCUAAUUUAUGAAAUGCACUAGUCCCUCCUGCAACAAAGCACCCCCACAACAUGAUGCUGCCACCCCCGUGCUUCAUGUUUGGGAUGGUGUUCUUCGGCUUGCAAAGCCUUCCUUUUUCCUCCAAACAUAACGAUGGUCAUUAUGGCCAAACAGUUCUAUUUUUGUUUCAUCAGACCAGAGGACAUUUCUCUAAAAAGUACCAUCUUUAUCCCCAUGUGCAAUUGAAAACAGUAGUAUGGCUUUUUUUAUGGCAGUUUUGGAGCAGUGGCUUCUUCUUUGCUGAGCGGCCUUUCAGGUUAUGUCGAUAUUGGACUCGUUUUACUGUGGAUAUAGAUACUUUUGUAACUGUACAUUCAUCUCUAGGAGACAGAACGCGUCUCCUUCCUGAGCGGUAUGACGGCUGCGUGGUCCCAUGGUGUUUAUACUUGUGUACUAUUGUUUGUACAGAUGAACGUGUUACCUUCAGGCAUUUGGAAAUUGCUCCCAAGGAUGAACAAGACUUGUGGAGACAGGAUUGUGCCAACACCCGUGUCACACUUCCAUGGCUGACAGCAGCAUAGUUACUUUGGGGAUGGCUCGGAGCCUGCUGGUGGACUCCUCUGUGUAUGACUCCAGGAUGGCUGAGACUACUAAGGAUGUAUUGCUGGGUUUGGACUCUGAAGACAUGGAAGAGAUGCUACCUCGGGUCGAAACCAGAGUUGUUCUUGUAGGAGAAGCUGGCAAAAAUGGAGCACUUGUCAAAGCACUGCAGGCCGUCAGAAUAAUGGAAGUCCCAGUGGUUAAGAUUAGAGGAGGCGAACCGGGUGCUGAGACCGGAGAGAAAUUGAUAAAAUCUAUAGUCAAUAUGGAUAUCAACGUGCCUUGCAUAAAGACCGACGAUGUCAAAGAGUUUGGAGAUGGAGAAAACACAGAGUUUGAGACGGUGUUCGUGCUCAAAGACUUUGCCUCUCCUGACUACAUCUAUCUUUACAAACAUGACAACCGGAUCGUGGGCCCCCCGGUUGUUCUGCACUGUGCGGGACGAGAGGAGCCCCUGCCAUUUUCCUCUCGUCCUCUAUACUCUACCACCAUGCUUAACUUGUCGCUGUGUUUCACCGGUUUCCGCAACAAAGAGGAAGUUAAAAACCUGGUGAAUCUGGUGCAUCACAUGGGAGGCACCAUUCGGAAGGACUUCAGCACUAAAGUCACCCAUCUCAUUGCGUACUCCACUCAUGGCGAGAAAUACAAGCUUGCUGUGUGUAUGGGGACACCCAUCCUCACCCCAACAUGGAUCCAUAAGGCCUGGGAGCAUAGAGAUGAUGUUAGUUUCCAUGCUGGUGAUGAAGAGUUCCGCACUGAAUUCAAAGUUCCCCCCUUUCAAGACUGUGUGCUGAGCUUCCUGGGCUUCUCAAACGAAGACAAGACCAACAUGGAGGAAAGGACAAUCAAACAUGGUGGCAGCCACCUGGAGGUUGGUGAUCAGAAGUGCACUCACAUGGUGGUGGAGGAAAACUCUGUCAAGGAGCUGCCAUUCGUACCAUCAAAGAGACUGUAUGUUGUCAAGCAGGAGUGGUUCUGGGGAACGAUACAGAUGGAUGCCCGAGCAGGAGAGUCCAUGUACUUCUAUCAGAAGAUGGACAGUCCUGUGCUGAAGAAGGCUGUGUCCCUGCUGUCCCUCAACACACCCAACAGUAACCGGAAGAGGAGGCGUCUGCGGGAAACCCUGGCCCAGCUCACCAAGGAGACUGAGAUCUCCCCCUUCCCUCCACCCCGCAAGAGGCCUUCUGCCGAACACUCCAUGUCCAUGGGCUCUCUGCUGGACAUCUCCAACACCCCUGAGACCUGCAAGGCCUUGGCAGAACAUUCCCGGCCCUUGAAGAGCUCUACACCUGCUGUCCUGAAGCAGUCGGCUAGAUGGCAGGUCUCCAAGGAGUUGUACCAGACAGAGAGCAACUAUGUGGAUAUUCUCACCACAGUCUUGCAGCUGUUCAAAGUCCCCCUGGAAAAGGAAGGCCAAGUUGGUGGACCCAUUUUGGCUCCGGAAGAAAUCAAGACUAUCUUUGGCAGCAUCCCAGAGAUCUUCGAUGUACACACCAGGAUAAAGGCGGAUCUGGAGGAGCUGGUCAUGGACUGGUCUGAGAACAAGAGUGUCGGGGACAUCAUUCUCAAAUACUCUAAAGACCUGGUGAAGGCUUACCCACCAUUCGUCAACUUCUUUGAGAUGAGCAAGGAGACCAUAGUGAGGUGUGAGAAGCAGAAACCAAGGUUCCAUGCUUUCCUCAAGAUCAAUCAGGCGAAGCCCGAAUGUGGGCGACAGACGCUGGUGGAGCUGCUGAUUCGCCCUGUGCAGAGACUGCCUAGCGUCGCCCUUCUCCUCAACGAUAUUAAGAAACACACUGCCUGUAACAACCCUGACAAAAUCACUUUGGAGAAGGCAAUCGAAUCACUCAAGGAAGUUAUGACUCACAUAAACGAGGACAAGAGGAAAAUAGAGGGACAGAAGCAGAUCUUUGAUGUCGUCUAUGAAGUUGACGGCUGCCCUGCCAACCUGCUCUCGUCCCACCGCAGCCUGGUCCACAGGGUGGAGACCAUCGCCCUGGGAGACAAACCCUGUGACCGAGGCGAGCACGUCACACUCUUUCUCUUCAAUGACUGUCUUGAGAUUGCCCGGAAGAGACAUAAGGUGAUCAGCACAUUCAGGAGUCCUCUGGGCCAGACGCGAUCUGCAGCCCAACUCAAACACAUCACCCUCAUGCCUCUGUCCCAGAUCAGGAGGGUCCUGGACCUGCAGGAUACAGAGGAUUGCCAUAAUGCCUUUGCCCUGGUGGUGCACCCGCCCACGGAACAGGAGAAUCUUCUCUUCAGCUUCCAGCUGACCACUGAGGAUACGGUGAAGUCAACCUGGCUGAAGAUGCUCUGUCGACACGUAGCCAACACUAUCUGUAAGGCUGACGCGGAAGAUCUAAUUCAGUGCACUGAGCCUGACUCUGUCCAAGUGAGCACAAAGGAUAUGGACAGCACGCUGAGUAAAGCCUCUAGAGUCAUCAAGAAAACUUCAAAGAAGGUAACGAGAGCGUUUUCCUUCACCAAAACACCCAAACGGGUAAUCCAGAGAGCAUUCAUGGCCAACAGCACCUCCGACGACAAGAGCCCUGGCCCCAGCUCAGAGAACAUGAUCCACGUUGGAAGCAGUGCCACCCUGUCAAUGGCCCGCUCCACCUCAACAUUCAAUCUCAGUGGUUCUACCAAGAACUCUGCUGCUGCGGUGCAGCGCUCUAACUCCCUGGACCACCCACCCUGUCCCCGCCUCCGUGUUCCCGUCUGUAUUCAUACCCCAGACCCAACCCCUAGUCCAACCUGCCCUGAGGAGUCCCCACGUAAGCCCCAACCCACCCCCACCAGGCCCCCUUACUCUGCUGGCCCCCCUUCCUGGAGGGUCCCGUCCAAAGAGAGGCUUCCCCCUGGUGCCUGCAGGGACCUGCUGGUCCCCUCUGACCCCACAAGGCAGGCUGCUUGAGGCCCUGCAAAGAGACCCUCCUAUAGGCGGCUGACUGACGCGAUGCACUCUCCCUCCAUGGUCAACCUGCCGUCCAUGUUUGAGAGGAAGUACCACACGUUCAGUCGCUCCACAUCCCACCUGUUC
Messenger RNA from Salvelinus fontinalis (brook trout), 3942 nucleotides. RefSeq names its product protein ECT2-like. NCBI's taxonomy places the organism in Eukaryota, Metazoa, Chordata, Actinopteri, Salmoniformes, Salmonidae. Gene Ontology annotation, biological process: activation of GTPase activity; intracellular signal transduction; nervous system development. Gene Ontology annotation, molecular function: guanyl-nucleotide exchange factor activity; GTPase activator activity. The record is from RefSeq and is a predicted model, not a curated record. The transcript is spliced from 26 exons. The coding region runs from base 862 to 3816 and encodes 984 amino acids. Gene Ontology annotation, cellular component: nucleus; cell cortex.